AUGGCCGCCGAGGGGCGCAGCUCCGUGGCGCGGGCCAUCGCCGCCACGCUGCGCCGCGAGGGCCUGCCCGGGCUCUACCGCGGCCUUGGGCCGUCGCUGCUGCUCACGGUGCCGUCCAUCUCCGCCUCGUUCGGCACGUACGACGCCCUGAAGACCAGGCUCGCGGCGCUGGGCAUCCCGCACACCUCGCCGCUGGCGAUGCUCCUCGCGGGGGGCUGCUCCGGCGUCGCCGGGUCGGCCCUGACCUUCCCCAUCGACGUCGUCAGGCGGCGCAUGCAGGUGGUGGGCACCACCUCUGGCGCGCCAGCGCGCACGCUGGUGCAGGAGGCCGCGGCCAUCAUGCAGGCGGAGGGCCCUCGGGGCUUCUGGCGGGGCUUCGGGCCCGAGAUGGUGAAGACGUUCCCGAUGGUCGCCAUCACUUUCCUCGGCUUCGAGUUCUUCAAGGGCGCGGCCUGA
Molecule: messenger RNA, 456 nt
Organism: Prorocentrum cordatum
Lineage: Eukaryota; Dinophyceae; Prorocentrales; Prorocentraceae
Source: the annotation of a GenBank genome assembly